AGAAAACAAAAAAAAAAUGACCAAACAUGUUCUAAAAAAUCUAAAAUUUCUGCAGAGACUUUUGAGCAGCAACCAUCUACUAAUUUAUCACAAGUUGUCAUGCCUAAUAUUGAAAAUCAUACGAUAAUUGAAACUGACCAGCUUGCGAAAGACAACUCUCAAGAAUUUAUAGAAAAAUUUAAUAUUGCAUGCCAGCAU
Molecule: messenger RNA, 198 nt
Organism: Racocetra persica
Lineage: Eukaryota; Fungi; Glomeromycota; Glomeromycetes; Diversisporales; Gigasporaceae
Source: the annotation of a GenBank genome assembly